UGCCACAAUUCUUCGAGCUGUAAAUAGGACAACGAUGCCCAAUAUGGUGGAAUCUUCAUCUUGGAUCGUAGUUCAUAAGAUGUACGUCCGUUCGGGUGCCUUUAUUUUCAUUGGACUGAUUCAAGACACUUGCAUAAAGCAUCAUCCGCCAUCUCCAUCCAAAGUAGAUACCGCCUUUUCAGACAUUUUUAGGUUGGGCUCGACUUGUCUAUAG
Molecule: messenger RNA, 214 nt
Organism: Funneliformis caledonium
Lineage: Eukaryota; Fungi; Glomeromycota; Glomeromycetes; Glomerales; Glomeraceae
Source: the annotation of a GenBank genome assembly